Messenger RNA from Mollisia scopiformis, 972 nucleotides. RefSeq lists its product as uncharacterized. The record is from RefSeq and is a predicted model, not a curated record. The transcript has 2 exons. Bases 1 to 870 code for a protein of 289 amino acids. NCBI's taxonomy places the organism in Eukaryota, Fungi, Ascomycota, Leotiomycetes, Helotiales, Mollisiaceae.
AUGACUUUUCUGGAGACGAGCGCUGUCACAGCGGAAUUUCGUCGCCGGCAAAGAGAGCGACGAGAACGAGGCGGCCUUCGCAACAGGCGUCAUCAGAGACGAGGAGACGAUGACGAGGCAAAGGAUGCCGGAGAUACCAAAGCCUCUUCCGAUGAUGAUGAUAGUCCCUCCCAAGACGAGAGCAGCAAAUCUUCUAGUCAGACAAGGACAUCCACAUCGUCGCUGACCUCACUUUCCAAGUCUUCUCAGUCAUUGGCUUCAGCAAGCACGACCACAAGCACAUUGUCUCAAGUAACGACGACGCCAGUAUCGAAGACAUCUGUUGCACUCACAAGUUUACGUACAUCCACUUCCUUGCAGACCACUCCCCUUCCCGUAGUCACUACACCAUCAGCGACCGCUCUCCCAGCUUCUACAAGAUCACGUCAAAGUUCCUCAACGCUUUCCUCAGAGAUAGCCACAAGCCAGACUACAGGACCGGGUAUCUCGUCGAAGCAAUCUCCCAAUGAAGCUGGCUCGAACAAGGAGACUGUAACUAUACUUGCAGUAACAGGAGCAAUUGUUGGCAUCCUAGCCCUCCUCGCACUUAUCUUCUAUAUCCGCCGCAAAUUCAAGAGACCAAAGAUUCGAGAGGAGGAACGAGAAGCACGGGCUUAUGCCGCACGAUCCAUUUGGGGCAAUAGUUCCACGACUUCAAAUGCUCUUUCCCACACCACAAUGGAACAAUUUGUUCCACCGAUAACUAUGGGACGAAGCCAAAACGCGAACUCAAAUGGGGCAGGGAAUGACGCUGUUGAUCGCCGAGAGUGCGGACCGAUAUUCUUGGUGACAGAGAGUUGCAUUUGGGCAGUGGCUUGGGGUCAGGGUUGAUUGGCGGAAGGGGUCAGAGACCAGGGAAAUUCCAGAAGCUGGACGAGAAAGGUGAGGGUAUUGUAGCUGCGAGGAAUGCCACGAGUAUUGAGGCGAGUGGGA